AAACGAUCCAGCAGGUUUGAUUUGAUCCAUUGCAUGUCGACUUCUCGAUCCACGAUUGCUCUGGCGUGCACCUCGACCGCUUGACUUUGCUUUCGCCCCUUAGGGAGUGGACACUUGAACGCAGGGUUACUACUCAAGCACCCAGCACUUGACUUGCCGCUCUUGACCAUCAUCGACAUCCUUGCUACAGGUCGAUCCAGCACCACCACCACCACAACCAUCGACAGUCGGCCGACCACAAAUCGCCGCCCACGCCGCGCGCCAUCGGUCCACUCAAGUUGGAAAAAGUAUCGCCUAAUCAAACUUACACCUUAUCGACGAUCUUCUCCUGUCGUCCAACGACCCACGCCCCGACCUCGUCCAGCAAAGCCUCAUUCCAAUUACCGUUGCAUAACGCAUCGCUGCCUCUAAGAGCUCAAGCACAUCCCUCCCCGGCUACUCUUUCUCAUCCACAGUAUCAAACGAUGGCAGCGACAGCAGCCUGGCCCGCUCCUCGUGGGGGUCCAUCGCGUAUGAUGCCGGGAGGAUUUGAGAGUCGGCACGCUCCUGGGAGCGUUCGGGACGCGAUGCAGCCACGCACAGUCCGACCCGAACAAGCCCCACGCUCUUGUAGAGCUCAAGCGCCAACCGGAGGUGGACCUGCACCGCUUGAGGACCUUCCCGAUGAAUUGGCAGAUGGCCUCUCGCCCAGCAAGAAGAAGAAGAAGAAGGCAGCAGAGAAGAAGAGAACCAAGACUCAGAUGCCCGAAUUCCCCGAGGAAGUGAUGGAUGAAACGGGCGCUUUUUGGAAAUCUGGCAGGGUGCUUGGUCAGGGAGGUUUUGCUAGGGUGUACGACAUGUCGGAUGCUCAUGGCGCACGCAGAGCAUUCAAAGGAAUCAGCAAACUCGCCUUGAUCGAGAGCAAGAAGAACAAGGCUAAGCUGUUAGCAGAGAUCAUGAUCCACCGAUCUCUGGAUCACCCAAACAUCGUGCGCUUCGAAGAAGCGUUUGAAGAUGACAACAACGUGUACUUUAGGCUGGAGCUCUGCAAGAAUGGGAGCAUGAACGACAUUCUCAAACGUCGCGGCGCAUACACUGAACCAGAGACGCGAUUCUUCAUGAUUCAGAUCCUUGCCGGGGUACAGUACAUGCACAUCAACUCGGUGAUCCAUCGAGAUCUCAAGCUCGGCAAUAUCUUCCUGGAUGAGGGGAUGAACGUCAAGAUUGGUGAUUUUGGAUUGGCUGCUCUGCUCAAGUACAGGGGCGAGCGCAAAAAGACAAUGUGCGGCACACCGAAUUACAUUGCACCUGAGAUCAUCGAGGAUCCUCACUCCGAAGGACACAGCUUCGAGGUCGACGUAUGGUCUGUUGGUGUGAUUCUCUACACUUUGCUCGUCGGAAAGCCUCCUUUUCAGACCAACGAUGUCAACGGCAUCUACGACAAUAUCAGGACGAGCAACUAUCAGAUCCCCAGCGACGCGAGGAUUAGCCAAGAGGCGUGCGACCUCAUAACCCUUAUCCUGGCGCGUAACCCCGCCGACCGCCCAUCCCUUAUUCAAAUCAUGAAUCAUCCGUGGUUCCAAGUAGGAGCGGUGCCUAUCGGCGUUCCCCAAAGCACCGCGAUGGGCAUUCCAAGCGACAUCAUCCUGCCUCGGACGGUGGCAGAAUCCCGCCAAAACUUUGAGCGUCUCAAGGCUGCUGCUCGCUUCCGCGACGAUGCGGACGACCCAGUGGACGAAGAUGCCGACAUGGUAGACGAGAAUGGUCAGGCCAGCGUCAGACGUACUGCCAGGGAGGAGAGGCGAGAACAGGAACGCGUCGAGGAAGAGCGAGACAAGCUUAACAGGAGAAUCAAUCAAGCUGUGCAGCCUGGCAGCCCCAUCGCCUCCUUACUCAAAGCUGGGCGACAACCACUGGUCAGGGUUGGUGGAGCUGGGGCCUCGGCGAAUGCGGCCGUUCGCACUGGCGUUUCUAGCCUUGCCAAGCAACUCAGCCAGCUUAACGUCAAAGCCCAACAUGGCCACGGCACAGCUGCUCCCAAUGGAGACAAGAUCAGUGCUUCAACUCGGGCUCGAACGGUCGACAAAGAGAACGCAGGACCUGGCAGCGGCAUGCCACCUCCACAGUUACCUCGCUCGCGUCAAGGACACGAUGGUGAAGCACUCGAUGUGGACGAGAGGCGUUUGCUGGGUCAAAAGGCCCGGCUCGUGGCGAGCAUGACGGCAGCCGCUGGCAGCGCUGUGAGCGCCGCGAGUGCAGAGUCGGCGAAUCGUAGAGCUCGUGCUGGCGAUAUCGACAGAGCAUACGAGCAGCACCUUCAAGCUGUGCAGCAGCCGGGCAAGAAGCUGUCUUCAUACGAGGCCACUGUCAAAAAUCUCGGCGACGCGCUCCGCUGUUUGGACGACGACUUGCCAUUUGAGGCUGUCGACUCGGCGGGCGACCCCAUCGAGGUUUCUCUGUACGAGGACCAUGCGGAUCCGCAAGGACUCAAGCGUCCAAUCUUGCGACACGCCUUUGUGCUUUGCUGGCUGGACAACAUGGACCGCUUCGGCCUUGGAUACGGCCUGUCGGAUGGGUCAUUGGGCGCAUACUUCAGAGAUGGCUCGUCAAUGGUGUACAACAACAAUCGCACAUACUGCGAUUUCAACUACCCGGUUCGCACACGUCCUACGAGUUCUGCCAGCAACGCCGCCGACGAAGGAAGGGCUGGCCCUCGCGAGCUCAGAAGAGAGUCAUUACCAUUACCUGAACAGCCUGCGAGGGACACCACUCAAUCUGACUCGGUCAGGACGCGUUGGCGCAUCAUGGCGCACUUCGAGUCGGAAAUUCACGAGCGUCUGCUCGGAAUGGACCACCCUUUGCUCCAUCCCGAUGUGGAAGCCGAGAGCGGCAUGCCUUUCGUACACAAGUGGGACAGAGCCACCAACGCCGUCGUCUUCCGACUCAGCAACGGCAUCAUCCAAUUCAACUUCUUCGACCACAUCAAGGUCUUCCUCUCCAACGAAGGCUCCGUCGUCUCGGCCAUCGAUGUUGUGCGUGCCGAUGGAGGCCCAAGCAUGCGAAGCUGGCUUCUCUCGGAUCUGAUCGCCAUUGCGCACAACGAUCGAUCGGCAAGAGAAGCCGAGGAUGAAGAGAGGGUUCAGAAUGAAGGAGCCGAACCAACUCUGGCUCGCACAAAGCCAGCAGAUAGGAGGUUCGCUAGAACCUUGAUUCGCAAGUUGAAGUACAUGCAUGGAAUUUUGGCUCCUAAAGCUGCGCCGUCUGCUAGAACAAUCAAGCCUCCCGUCGCUGGCACACAAUCCGCUGGUGUUGCCGGUGCCUCGGCUGCGAGCGGCGCGAUACGGACCAAUGCUCUGACUCGCACUGCAAGCACUGCAAGCGUUGCUAGCUCCGCCACCAGUAGUCACAUCACUGGUGCCUGAGCAAGCGGUUCCACGCGGCACCACAUCAUCCUAAUCUAUUCGGCAGAUCUCGAGCCCACUACAGCAUUGCUCCUUUUCUCGCUCGUCUCCUCCACAACUAUUCAAUUCGUUUCCACAAAGCUUGCUCUCGAAAGUUUUUUGCUUCUCUCCAUCUGCCGAUGUGAUUCUUCCAUCUCUCCCUGCCUCCACAGAUAUCGACACAAAGCUCCGGCAUGACGACGCAGCCCCGUGCUAGCUGGUCGAUCACAGGCUCGCGCUUCGCGCAAUUUCUGCACCCUGAACCAACUCCCAGAAUCAGAAUCAAACGACUCCACAAUCAAGCACAAGACGACUCUCACCACCAGAACUCUAGAUGGAUCUUUCACAGACCUCCUUUUUCUGACGAAAGAAGAGCCCUUCUGCAAUUGCAAUUUCCAUAUGAUCUUAAAGCGGCUGUCUU
Molecule: messenger RNA, 3840 nt
Organism: Ceraceosorus guamensis
Lineage: Eukaryota; Fungi; Basidiomycota; Exobasidiomycetes; Ceraceosorales; Ceraceosoraceae
Product: Pkinase-domain-containing protein
Exons: 8
Coding region: 465-3401 (978 amino acids)
Biological process (GO): regulation of cytokinesis; protein phosphorylation; regulation of protein localization to mitotic spindle pole body
Cellular component (GO): spindle pole; spindle pole body; cytoplasm
Molecular function (GO): ATP binding; protein kinase activity; protein binding
Source: RefSeq, a predicted model, not a curated record